Messenger RNA from Exophiala xenobiotica, 1065 nucleotides. RefSeq lists its product as uncharacterized. The coding region runs from base 1 to 1065 and encodes 354 amino acids. The transcript is spliced from 2 exons. The record is from RefSeq and is a predicted model, not a curated record. NCBI's taxonomy places the organism in Eukaryota, Fungi, Ascomycota, Eurotiomycetes, Chaetothyriales, Herpotrichiellaceae.
AUGACAGGCGAAUCCUUUACCGAUAUAGUGCGGGUAGACCACGGCCGUGCUGUCAAGGACUCCUCGUUUGCUCGCUCCUACAGUAAGAAUCCUGGCUUCUGUGUCUACGCCGAAAGCUUCACGGAAGACGUCCUGGGAUACUCACCAAAACUUACCCUCAUCGAAAAGCGAGACUAUCAAUUCGCACAUGAAGCAGGGGUCUAUGUACGCCCGACCAAUAGCAUCUACUUCACUGCGAACUUCCAGACCUGCGAUCCUGUCCACCUCUAUGCAAUCGAUGCAGCCACCCACAAAGUCACCCAGCUCGACUUUCCCGAGGUCGUUCAAGCGAACGGCGCUUGCAACUAUAAAGACGGUGUCCUGUACUGCUCGCAAGGCGAUAGAACAACACCGUCGGGCCUUGUUCAUGUCGAUCCUGUCACCGAAAAGUCAGAAACACUCAUCAACAACUUCUACGGUCGCGAGUUCAAUUCCGUCAACGAUGUCGUCGUUCACCAUGAGACAGGGGAGAUUUGGUUCACCGAUCCGAACUAUGGCUAUCAUCAGGGUUUUCGGCCGGCCUCUAUGCUGCCCCCUCAAGUCUAUCGGUUCAAUCCGAAGAGUAAAGAGUGCUGGAUGGUAGCCGAUGGCUUUGUUGAAUGUAACGGGCUGUGCUUCAGUCCGGACUAUAAGCGCCUGUAUGUCACAGACACCGGGGCGGUCCAGGCACAUGCAGGUCCAGGUGAUGGGCAUCAGUUCUCAAUGAACCCCAAGUUGCCUGGGACCAUCUACGUUUAUGAUGUUGUCAAUGGACGGGAGUUGCAUAACAGGCGCGUCUUUGCUUUUUGUGCAAUCGGUAUCCCUGACGGGAUAAAGUGCGACGAAAAAGGUUACGUAUAUUCUGGAUGUGGUGAUGGUGUACACUGCUGGGCACCAGAUGGCACCCUAGUCGGUAAGAUUGUUACCGGAGGGUUCACGGCCAACUUCUGCUUUGCGAAAGAGGGUAUGUGGCUGUUCGCUGAGCGCGACCUCUUCUUCUGUCAGCUCAAGGCCAAGGGUUGUCUCGUCAAGAUAGAAUGUGAAUAA